This is a messenger RNA of Acanthoscelides obtectus, 2267 nucleotides long. Lineage: Eukaryota; Metazoa; Arthropoda; Insecta; Coleoptera; Chrysomelidae. The record is from the annotation of a GenBank genome assembly.
GAGCAACUAGAUAUUUAUUGCUAAAUUGCAUUCUUCAAUUAUUGCAUUAAUUUUCUGGGACAAUAGAACGGUUUUUAUUUUUUUUACUCAAAAAUGGCGCACAAUCACUCCCGGCACUCGCUCUGAGGCACCAGCGAAUGAGUAGCCUAGUCAUGUUCGCGCCUUGCAAAUCCUUUGUCGCGGGACAAAAAAACGACAACAAACGGGGACAACGCACGAACGCGACGUGAAGCCGCAAAGAAUACGGGAAUGGGAUCCACAUUCAUGGGUCGCGGGUAGUUCGCGCGGAAGUCUGGAGAGGGCAUAUAUGUUUGGCGGGAUUCAUGCUAGUGUGGCAUUUAAGAUUUAGGGUUUCUUUCAUCUGUGUUUAUCAUCUCUAGCCAUCGACUUAGACUGAUAAUAUUAUGGCAACACUGUAACAUAUUUUGAUGGAAUCGCCACUUCAUGGGAAAUCUAGUACAUUUUUAAAUUUUUCCUCAUCCUCAUCUCUAGUGAAUUGUCGGACGGUGCGCAUAACUAACCUCCAAAAUUGUAAUGUAAACGUUUGGAAAGCAAAGACACGUGUUUUGAUUUCUGAAAAUGGAAAACAACGAGGAAUUGCAUAAAGAGAAAAAGAAGAAAAAGAUGAAGCCAGAAAAGAUCUCCGAAAUCCAGCAGCAAUCAAAUUUUGCUGUACAACCAUCGGAGAAAUUGGUGAAAUUAGAUACGUCUCAAUGGCCCCUUUUGCUGAAGUAUUUCGAUCGUUUAAAUGUAAGAACAAACCACUACGUUCCAAUACCAUGUGGCUCGUCACCCUUAAAAAGAGAACUCACAGAUUAUGUGAAGUCUGGCUACAUCAAUUUAGAUAAACCUAGCAAUCCUAGUAGCCAUGAAGUUGUGGCUUGGGUGAAACGGAUCCUCAAAGUUGAGAAAACAGGACAUUCUGGAACCUUGGACCCUAAAACCACUGGUUGUUUAAUUGUAUGCAUUGAGAGAACCACAAGAUUAGCGAAGUCCCAGCAAGCUGCAGGAAAAGAGUAUGUUACAGUAUUUAAGUUACAUUCAGCGGUCGACUCUGUAAAAAAAGUUGUCCAGGGCCUGGAAAAGUUAAAAGGGGCUUUAUUCCAGAGGCCUCCACUUAUAUCAGCUGUCAAAAGACAACUGAGAGUGAGAACAGUGUAUGAUAGCAAAUUGUUUGACUAUGAUGAAAGUAGAAAUAUGGGUGUAUUUUGGGUAAAAUGCGAGGCAGGCAGUUACAUCCGAACAAUGUGUGUCCACUUGGGACUGGUUCUAGGCGUUGGUGGGCAAAUGUUAGAAUUACGGCGGGUGCGUUCUGGUAUUCAGAAUGAAAUGGAUGAUCCUUCAACGUUACACGACGUUUUGGACGCCCAGUGGCUCUACGAAAACCACAAGGAUGAAAGCUACCUCAGGAGGGUUAUCAAACCCCUUGAAGGCCUGCUUGUUGGCCAUAAAAGGAUCAUUAUGAAAGACAGCUCGGUAAAUGCAGUAUGUUAUGGCGCUAAAAUCCUUCUACCUGGUGUUCUCAGAUACGAGGACAACAUAGAAUUGAAUGAAGAAAUAGUUAUAGUAACAACGAAGGGAGAAGCGGUAGCAUUGGCUAUAGCUCAAAUGACCACAGCUACUAUGGCCAGUUGUGAUCAUGGUGUAGUUGCAAAAAUCAAAAGGGUAAUAAUGGAAAGAGAUACCUAUCCGAGAAAAUGGGGGUUAGGCCCUAGGGCAAGUCAGAAAAAAAUUCUGAUUGCCAAAGGUCAGCUCGACAAACACGGAAAACCAAACGAAUCAACGCCCAAAGAAUGGUUGAAUAGUUACGUUGAUUAUUCUGCGGCAAAGACGGAAGCUGCAGAAGAGAAAUCAGCAGAGGAUGAGGAAUCUAAGAAGAGGAAGCUGAGUGCUGCAUUCAGCACAUCAUCAGAAAAUACAGAACAAGCAGAUCAAACGUCUGAAAAGAAAAGGAAGAAAAAAAAGAAAAAGCACGAUGAUGAAGGUAAUACCGAAACUGGUGAUACUGCAGAUUCUACAGUUGCUGAUGCAGCUGAUUCUACUGGUGAUGGAGAGGUUAAGAAGAAGAAAAAGAAGAAGAAAGACAAAUCAAAGGACGUAGAAGAGGAAGAAGCGUAAAGUAUAUGAUAGUGUUUUUGUUGAAGUUUAUUUUUUAUAAUAAUUGUGACCUCAGUUGUUUCUCUUAUAUAAAAUAAGUGAUUUUUCUACCGUUUUUUGCGUUCUUCCUUUACUAUGUAAAUAUAAGGUUAAUAAAACUUGAAAACAAU